Molecule: messenger RNA, 2761 nt
Organism: Anopheles bellator
Lineage: Eukaryota; Metazoa; Arthropoda; Insecta; Diptera; Culicidae
Exons: 3
Coding region: 267-1190 (307 amino acids)
Source: RefSeq, a predicted model, not a curated record
AACAAAACGACCCAAAAGACGACCGAUAAGACGGAAUGGAUGGAAUCAUCGGCCAGUGCGUCCCUUUGCCCGCACGCCGCCUCGUAAACGCGUAGAACACGGUGCGUAGUGUCCGUGCAGUGAGUGUAUGUGUCGUUUGUGUGGUUGCAAUAAACAAACUACCCGGACAACAACAACGCACCAUUAGUUCCCGACACCGCGACCGCGACGGGGCGCCCGUGUGACGCCCGGAGGGGGGCGCCGCGUACACAGAAAGGUGUGCAACAAUGUCCACGAACAGUGGCUUGCUCUAUCCCAGCUUGGUAGAAGUAUGCAACUACCACGAUAUCUACGUUCAACAGCAGCCCGCCGGCCAGGAGGAUUUAGAUAGCGCUAACACUACAACUACAACCACUACACCUCCGUGUGGCAUGGCGCCACCACCACCGUCUAGCGGGGCGGCCGCCGUUCCACCGCCAUCAGAAACGCCAGCAGCAGCAGCAACAACGGGAAGCGGUCCCCGGAGUGAAGGGUCCCGUCGCUAUGCUCCAUCGGCACCGUCGGCCGGAGCCGUACACAGUGCGCACGGUAACGAACCGAGCACGUCCCGGCGAGGCGAACCACCCACCUACGAGGAGGCGGUCGACAUCGAGGGACCGCCACCGUCCUACGAUUCGCUGUACGGUCGCGUCCGCGAAGCUCACAAACGAUCGCAAGGGGUCUUAGAUUUUGUAAAGAACAUCGUUAUCCUCGUGCUUGGCACGCUUGGCUGCACCAUCAUCCUCGGCAUCACGAUCGUCAUCCCGGUGUGCAUGCUCGUGUUCGGGAUCAUCUACCUGUACGAUUGCCCGCAGGGCGAGUACAUCCCGGUGUAUCUGCUGGUCGGCGGUGGCUUCGGGGUCCUCAAGCAGCUGCUGCACCUCUCGACGCGUGUCCGCAGCCGCGAGGAGCAAGAGCUCGAACGGUUGCGCCAAACGCCGACCCAGACGCUGAUCAACUGCUUCAUGCUCGGGUGGUUCAUCAUCGGCUCGUUCUGGAUCUAUCGGAUCUACGAGCCCAACUACGACCCGGCGCUCGGCAAGUACUGCAACAAGUCACUGUACCUGUUCACCUUCUGGCUGAUCACGUCCGUCUACAUUACGCUCGGCGUCGUCACCGUCGUGCUGUGUGGCGUCAGCAUCAUCAGUCUCAUGCUCCACCGGCAAACCUAGCCACGCCGCAGCGCAGCCGCGACGGUCGCGGCCAACGGGGCGAUUGAUUGCUGAUUCGCCACCGCACACCACCUCCGCUAGUUAACGUAUUUUCGACAGUUUUCUAAUCGCUUCACGUAUUUACAGAGCGCGAAAAGAGGGGUUUACGCGGACGGGAAACGACUCUCGGACGGACAGAAGAUGAAACGCACGCACAGUGGGGACGCCGGUCCGGGGUUUAUUUCUAUCUAAAUUUUAGGCGAUCGUACAAUCGAUGUGAAACGCUUCUGUAACGAUUCGUAACGGCGAAAUCCCGUUUCCCAUUCAUAUGCAUGUUGCACGUGACAUACGAACGCACACGCCGCGGUGUUGCUUUACGCUUUAUGUUAACUCUCUCUCUCUCACUAUCUCCUUCUCUCUAUUGAAGUGAUAUUCAGCUGGGUAAGCUUCCAAAAUUUAACCAAAUAACUUACACCGGGCUCCGUGUGCAGGGCCUGAACACAUCCGUCUUUAAGAAGAGGACCAUUACUUAGGCGCGACUUAAACAUACGAUCGAUUCUAAAAUGCUUUUGUUUACGACCCAUCCAUUUGGUUCGGAGUUGUUUCUGUGUGGUCACAAAGUUAAAGGUUGUUCACUGAGCUGACUGGGUUUACACAACUUUACGAAAGUUUGAUCAUUUUUCACUCGCCAACCCAAAACCGAAUGAUCCGAACUCUACUCUUUCGAAACGAAACCAUCGAUCACCCAGUUUGAUCAUCACUGUUUUAGGUUAGGUAUUCAAACGCAGGAGGUCCAGGAUAGCACACACACAGUACCCGUUAGGGGUCGAUCGCGGGUCGGCACGUUUUGUGCUUCCAGCGAGACGCACACCGGAAUGCAAGCAACGGAAAGGGCAAAUGCAGGCGAAAGUGAUAACCAACAACAAACCCGUUUGUGGGCGCAAAAUAUAUAUUGCGAUGGCUUAGGUUUAAGUGUGGCGCGCGUUCACUUUUACUACACCUUACUUCCGGUCGAUCUGUGUGUCUCGUGAUAUUUCGUUUUCGAUGCGUGCGCAGGGAGAAACGGUUCGCGCGCCAUCGGGCGUGCCAGGAGCGCACCGCUUCGUUCGACAAACACACGCCACUAUGAUAAAUGGCCACUGUCUGCAUAUAGUUAUGGAAACCAACUGAAUCUCCGAAGCAAUGAAGGUUAUUUCUGUUGGAGAAUUGACGGGAACAAGCCGCGUCACCGCCAAAAAACGAGAGGGCGCGCGCAUCAUAUACUACCCGAAACCCGAAACUAUUUACUUGGCACUAAGAGCAAAACGAGGGGGGCUACAAACGGUGGCGCAUUAUUGCCAUCACCCUCCCUGCAUACUGCUAACCAACAAAAUAUUUAUAAGAAAAGUUACGGUCCUACAUUUAAUCGAGGGUGAACUCGACGAUCACCACCAUCAACUCUCAAGUCCUACCUACCGAUCGCUUAGAAACGUGGAGUUUCGAUUCUUAAACCAGAGGGACGAGAGGCUGCGGCCAGUGUAAUAGCUCGAUAAGACACGAAAAGCGUUUCCCAGUUCUUCUUAAAUGCCGGAACCAAUAAACACCUUCACUUG